GUGUGCCUCCUUUGUGUUGCAGUAUGAACGCGCAAGGUUACUUCCGCCACUCCCCUUCCUCCAUAAAAGGUGCAGUUCGUUGCGAGACACUACUAUAGAGUUUCAAUCUCCUAGUUGCGAAUCCAAUCCACCACCGAAGUCCAAUGCCGGUCAACAGAGAAGGGAAAAGAAUGGAGAACGGCUUGGCCAUUGAUUCCGGCGACUACAGACUGGAGCUUCUUUCUCCGGCCACCAACGGCGCUGCCGAUGCCUCCUCCUGGCGUCUCAAUCUCGAAGAGUUCCGUCUUCCGGAGCGUGCUUCCGACCCUCCUUUCUCAUUCCGUCGCCUUAUUCGCACUCCGAGGAAACAAGGCAAGAUUGCAGAAUACUACAAGAAGCAGGAAAGGCUGCUUGAAGGAUUCAAUGAGAUGGAGACCAUGAAUGAAAUGGGAUGCUUGCCUGAAAGUCAAACAGAGGAUGAAAUGAAGGAGCUUGCUAGGAAUGAGAAGAUGGCAAUUUAUGCAUCAAAUGUAGCCAAUUUACUUCUUUUCAUUGCUAAAGUUUAUGCUUUUAUUGAGAGCAAGUCAUUGGCUGUUAUUGCUUCGACUAUGGAUUCCCUAUUGGAUCUCUUAUCAGGAUUUAUUCUGUGGUUCACUGUCCAUGCCAUGAAAACCCCAAACCAUUAUCGCUAUCCUAUUGGAAAGAAGCGAAUGCAGCCAGUGGGUAUCAUUGUUUUUGCUUCAGUAAUGGCGACUCUUGGAUUACAAAUAUUGCUCGAGUCUACUCGGCAAUUCAUUACAAAGUCUAGGCCAGACAUGAGUCCUGAGAAUGAAAGAUGGAUGAUUGGCAUUAUGGUUGGGGUCACAGUAGUGAAGUUUCUGCUCAUGCUGUACUGUCGAAGAUUCAAGAAUGAGAUUGUUAGAGCCUAUGCUAAAGAUCAUUUCUUCGAUGUCGUUACUAAUUCAAUUGGUCUAGCAGCAGCUGCUCUGGCUGUCAGAUUCUACUGGUGGAUGGAUCCAACUGGGGCGAUAAUAAUAGCAGUAUAUACAAUUAGUACCUGGACAAGGACAGUGUUUGAGAAUGUAUGGUCGCUGAUUGGAAGGACGGCCCCUCCAGACUACGUAGCCAAGCUUACAUAUCUUAUAUGGAAUCACCAUAAGGAGAUCAAGCACAUUGACACGGUUAGAGCGUAUACUUUGGGUUCUCAUUACUUUGUGGAAGUUGACAUAGUGUUACCAGAGGAGAUGAUCCUGGGCCACGCACAUAAUAUCGGUGAGACGCUCCAAGAAAAGCUCGAGCAACUUCCUGAAGUCGAACGAGCAUUUGUACAUAUCGAUUUUGAGUAUAGUCACAGGCCAGAACACAAGGUCAGAGUAAAAUGACAAUUUUCAUGGUAGAGAUUGGUCUUUCUGCCAUUCAAGUGUCCUAAAAUAUUUUGCUUCCUUUGUUUGCUUUUGGAGAUCACUUCGCCUUCAAAUACAAUUUAGCAGGCUGACAGAUUGGUAGACUCAAUUAUCCUCUCUCUCUGGAUUGAUUGUUACAUUAUUGGGAAGUUGGCUUAUCUGCCCGCGAAAAAAGAAAAGCCUUCUUGAUUUCAA
Messenger RNA from Malania oleifera, 1577 nucleotides. Its product is annotated as metal tolerance protein 9-like. Lineage: Eukaryota; Viridiplantae; Streptophyta; Magnoliopsida; Santalales; Ximeniaceae. The transcript has 6 exons. The record is from RefSeq and is a predicted model, not a curated record. Bases 144 to 1361 code for a protein of 405 amino acids. Gene Ontology annotation, molecular function: monoatomic cation transmembrane transporter activity. Gene Ontology annotation, cellular component: membrane. Gene Ontology annotation, biological process: monoatomic cation transport; transmembrane transport.